GACAGAUAUGCAACAUCAGCCACAAACAAAGGAAACUAGAAAAAAUUGAGUUCUCACUUUUCUAGCAACCCAUUUCCCCCUCCUAUCUUCCAAGGGACAUUCAAUGCCUGCUGUUUUCACGUGCACCGCAAUGUACCUGUUCAUUCUCACUCCUUAGCUACUCCGCUCCCAUUUCUUCGUGGCUUAUGGCAUCCCUGGAACGGGGUCUCGCAGAUCACACUGGCAAGUGAGUUGUCUACCUGUCAGUGGUAGAUAGACAUUCAGGUCAUCGAUCAGUCCAUACAUACCUAGUACCUACCUUACCCAGGUACCUUACGGAGUACUUAGGUAUAUAAAGAAGGGAAGGGCCAAUCAACAAACACAAUGCCCCCGUCUCCCUUGACUGUCACGCUUAUCCAAGCGACCAUCCUUAAUGCUAUCUCCAACAUUCUGGCGCAGAUUAUCGAUCAGUACCAGAAGAAUAAACCAUUCGCCCUCAACACCCCAGCCCUGCUCCAGUUCGUCGGCUACGCCAUCAUCAUCGUCCCCAUCAACGACAUCUGGCAAAAGCUCGUCGAAGCAUGGUACCCCGGCUUUCCCACCUGGCGGAUCCUGUCCCGAUACCGCCGGGAGACCACGACGGCGACGACAACCGCCAACAUCCCUCUCCACCACAGGGAUGCUGAAUUGGCAGCAGUCGCAGAAGAGAAGGACAAGCCUGUCCGUCGUGUGGAGUCGGGCCCGGGAUCAGGCACGUGGAACUUCACUAUGAAGUUCAUGCUGGAUCAGACUGUUGGGUCGGUUAUGAAUAUCGUGCUGUUUGUUGUGCUGAUUAACCUGCUUAAGGGGGCGGGCUGGAAUAGGAGUUGGGAGUUGGUUUGUGAGGACUUCACACCCAUCAUGAUCGCGCGCCUCAAGUACCGGCCGCUGGUGUCCGUCUUGAUGUACACUGUCGUUCCGCUAGACCGGCGUGUGGUGUUUGGAAGUGCGUGCGGGGUGAUCUGGAGUGUUUACCUUAGUUUAUAUGCGGCUGUUUAGGUUAACAAGGAUGUGAAGCGCAGAGAAUUGUUGAAGUGAGUCACAUCUGUAAAUUGAAGUGACUCUUGAUACGACAAGUUCUGUAUAUGGGGAAGAACGAAACCAUCGAU
This is a messenger RNA of Aspergillus campestris IBT 28561, 1127 nucleotides long. RefSeq lists its product as uncharacterized. Lineage: Eukaryota; Fungi; Ascomycota; Eurotiomycetes; Eurotiales; Aspergillaceae. Gene Ontology annotation, cellular component: membrane; cytoplasm. The coding region runs from base 364 to 1017 and encodes 217 amino acids. The record is from RefSeq and is a predicted model, not a curated record. The transcript is spliced from 3 exons.